AUAUUAUCAAACAUUGAACAUGUUUGAACGCAUUAAAUAAUAUUGAUGCUCAACAAAAAGUGCCAAUGCAUUUAGUGCAUUAAGUGUGUGUGUGUGUGUGUGUGUGUGUGCGCAUGCAGGACCAAAGUCCCAAGUCCAGGAUGAACUUCAUUUGGGUAGACAGGACUCUUCUAAAGUCGUAUUGACAUGAUGUCAUUGGCGAGGGAACGUGUGGUUUCAGUGUGGGUGUAGAUGAGUUGGGCGAGGCGUGGCCUGCACCUGUAUAAAUGAAAGCAUGUCUGGAAUGUCAUUCAUUGCACUGACCAACACAAAGACGGCACUAACAAAAAGAGCUUGCCAUGCAGAACUCAGUCUUUCUGCUUUCCGUCGGGGCUGUUAUUUUUAGCUCUUGUCUGAGAGAGUCUACGCCGCUUGAAGAAACAUACAAGGGCCUUCAGCUGGAAGCUCUGAAGAGCAUUAUUCUGGAGUACCUCGGGAUGGAGGCACCGCCGGGGCCUGGAGGAAGAGCUUCCCAUCAGGAUCUGGUCAGGAUGUAUCGGCAGUAUAGAAGGAUUGGACAACUGCUGAAAGGAAACACAAGUGAAGAGCAGGAGACUCAGACGGCAAGAAGAGCCUCCACAGUGCUAUUUCCUACAACAGUGCAACCUCUGAAUUCCUCUACGGACUCCAGUCAGCAGUGGAUCAGAGCUGCUUUCCACAAGAACUCGCGCGUCAGAUCUGCAACAAACCUUCAACAUGCCAAACUGCAAAUCAAGAGGCCGCACGUGCACAGAACAGCACACGGCCAGCCGUGGCUAUCAAAGGACAUUGUGGUCAGAAUACACAAACCCCCUGCUUUUCAUACUGACACGAUACUUCACACCAGAGACUCGAUUUCUCGGGAAGUCAGUCUGGAUUUAACUUCUGCGGUGCAGAAUUGGCUCAAAGACACAAGUGCUGAGCUUUUAGUUGUGGAAAUUUGCCUCCUCAGAAAACAAGAAGUGAGCACACAUUCCACGCCUCGCUUUAUUUUACAACUCGACCAAACAGUGAGGAGAAACAAGAGAGCUUUGUCUACCAGAGAAGAAAGCGUCGAGGAUGAAGGACACUGCAGGCGCAAUUCAUUGAACGUUUCCUUUAAAGAAAUUGGCUGGUCAGACUGGAUUAUCGCUCCCUCCGGCUACACCAUGCACUACUGUGAUGGAUCCUGUCCUCAUAAUUAUAAACCUGCUAGUAUGCAUACUCAGGUUAAGUCGCGUUUGCAUCUCAUGUCCAAAGGAAUAACACACGGGCCCUGCUGUGUACCGGCUGCCUAUGAGCCGAUGGUUCUUAUGCACUACGACAGCCGUGGAAAGUUGAAGUUGACACCUUUUAAUGAUUUGAUAGUUAAUAAAUGCCACUGUGCAUGAAACCGCCACAUGUGCAGGGCAUUAACUUGUGAACUGAAAGUGAGUCUCGAACAUUCUUACACUCAUUUGGUUACAUUCCUUUGCUUUAUUAUGCAUAGUUUGGAAAACAAAUGACACCUGCUUUUAAGCGAACACUGAGGUGUUUAAUGUGUAUUUCAUAUGACUGACAUGCGGUAAACUGCAAUGUCAGACUAUUUAUUUUAAUUUAUUUUAAAUGUUUUGUACCGUUCUCGCUUGUUUGUCAUUGUGCUGAACUGAAGAAAUGUUUUGUGUUUGUGAAUGAUUGUUAAUAAAGGUCAUUUGUGUUUUUAGUA
This is a messenger RNA of Danio rerio (zebrafish), 1702 nucleotides long. The record is from RefSeq and is a predicted model, not a curated record. NCBI's taxonomy places the organism in Eukaryota, Metazoa, Chordata, Actinopteri, Cypriniformes, Danionidae.